UUCACCGACGACCGGAAGUCUUUUCCAGAUUCGAAAUCACAAGCCCACUUCACCCAUCACACCGCUCCACUUCGCCCAUCGCAGGCGGACGAUGCUCGGCCCCGUCGGCGCCGACUUCCCGGCCUCCUCCUCGUCGCCUCUGGUCGACGCCAGCGACGAGGGGAUGCGCGCGGCGGUGGCGAAGGUGGAGCGCCUGCUUGGUUACUCGUUCCGGGACCCGAGGCUUCUGGAGGAGGCGCUCACACACUCGUCCCACACGGAGAACCUCUCGUACCAGCGCCUCGAGUUCCUCGGGGACGCCGUCCUUGGCCUCGCAUUCGCCAACUACAUUUACCUCACUUACCCCAGCGCUGACCCCGGCCAGCUGACCUCCCUCCGCAAAGCCAACGUCUCCACCGAGAAGCUCGCCCGCGUCGCCGUCCGCCACGAUCUCUACCGCCUCGUCCGCCGAAACUCCCCCAGUCUCGAUCAGAAUGUGGACGAGUUCACUCAGUCGGUGCUGAGAGAAAGGGAGGAGGGCUUGGGAGAGCUGCACUACGGUGGCAGCAUCAAAGCCCCUAAAGUUCUGGCCGACAUCGUCGAGUCCAUCGCUGCCGCCGUCUACGUCGACUGCGAUUUCAAUCUUGAGGCGCUCUGGAGGGUAAUUAGGUGGAUGUUGGAGCCAAUAAUUACGCUGGAGAAUUGGGAUGAGCAGCCGGUGACGACACUCUACGUGUUCUGCCAGAAGCGUGGGAAGAGCGUCGAUUUCGAGAAGUGGAAGAAGGGACAGACGUACGUGAUGAAUGUGUUUGUCGAUGGCAAGCUCAUUGGAAUUGGGUCAUCGGAGCAGAAGACAAUCGCGAAGCUCAACGCUGCGAGGGAUGCACUGGAGAAACUGUCAUGCUCCGAGGCAGAGUAUAUGGAUACGGAGCCGUAUUUGCCUGGAGAGGAUGGAGCAGGAGAGCAUAUAGAAGGAUCAAAGCAGAAGCUCAAUGAACUGUGCAGCAAGAAUCGUUGGCCGAGGCCGGUCUACAAAAUUGAAGGAGAACAUGGACCUGCUCAUGACAAGAGAUUCAUUUGUUCAGUUCAAGUUAAACCUUCACAUGAUACUUUUAUGACAUUGAGCGACCCAAAGUCAAGGGUGAAGGAUGCUGAGAAUGCAGCAGCAUGCAAGAUGCUAUCUGAAAUACUGUUUGGUGUUGAUUAAUCUGACACACCUCCGCUCGUCAAAAGCUUCAUUAUGGAAACCAAGUUAACUUUUUUCCAUUUGGGCAUGGUAAUUUAUUGGUUUAAAUUGUAGUGUAGGUCACCGUUUGUCAGUAUUGUUAUUUUAUGGGAGUUGUAGUAUUUAUGGGCCAUAUGUUCUUGCGAACUAUGUGCAUCGAUUGGCUAUACCUUGCUGGUGUCUGGUAGUUGGAACUGGUAAAGUUGGUACCUCGGAUUGAUCCAUCUGACUUGAUGCUUUUUGAGAAGUUCAUCAGUUAAGACCCC
Messenger RNA from Phoenix dactylifera (date palm), 1470 nucleotides. Its product is annotated as ribonuclease 3-like protein 2. Gene Ontology annotation, biological process: siRNA processing; rRNA processing. Gene Ontology annotation, cellular component: cytoplasm; nucleus. Gene Ontology annotation, molecular function: ribonuclease III activity; RNA binding. The record is from RefSeq and is a predicted model, not a curated record. NCBI's taxonomy places the organism in Eukaryota, Viridiplantae, Streptophyta, Magnoliopsida, Arecales, Arecaceae.